Eupeodes corollae is the source of this 1965-nucleotide messenger RNA. It is a transcript of the gene Nop56, whose product is annotated as nucleolar protein 56. Gene Ontology annotation, molecular function: snoRNA binding. The record is from RefSeq and is a predicted model, not a curated record. The transcript is spliced from 3 exons. NCBI's taxonomy places the organism in Eukaryota, Metazoa, Arthropoda, Insecta, Diptera, Syrphidae. The coding region runs from base 157 to 1677 and encodes 506 amino acids. Gene Ontology annotation, cellular component: small-subunit processome; box C/D methylation guide snoRNP complex.
AUUUCCAUCUGUAGUACAGUUUGGAUUGAAAUUUUGUUUCAUCUGUCACUUGCGACAUUUUUCCAAGACAUCGCUUCGCGCACGUGGAAAGACCAAAAAAUCUACGCGCUGGCUGGAUAACACAUUUUUUCUUUGAAACAAAAAACAUUUAACAAAAUGUCGCGCUUGUACGUUUUGUACGAGCACGCGGCUGGCUAUGCCCUCUUUAGCGUCACCGAAUUUGAGGAGAUUUCCAUGUUCCUUCCUCAAGUCGAGUCCUCUGUGUCAGACUAUGCCCGAUUCAAUUCAAUCGUUAAGCUGGUUAGCUUUGCGCCCUUCAAGACGGCCGUUUCUGCUUUGGAAAAUAUCAAUGCCAUCUCUGAAGGUAUCGCUCCUCAGGAUCUUUUGGUGUUCCUUGACGAUUUCUUCUCCAAAUUGAAGAAGAAGAAGUGCACGUUGGGUGUUGCUGAUGCCAAACUGGGAGCUGCUAUCACCGAAGCAAUUCAAGUUCAAAGUAGCCAUUUCGGAGCUGUCCCAGAGAUCCUCCGAGGCAUUCGAUUCCAUUUUCAUCGUUUGGUUAAAGGUUUUACUGACAAAGGUGCUGGUAUAGCUCAACUGGGUUUGGGUCACAGUUACUCUCGUGCCAAGGUCAAGUUCAACGUUCAUCGUUCGGACAACAUGAUUAUUCAGUCUAUAGCACUGCUUGAUCAAUUGGACAAAGAUGUGAAUACAUUCUCUAUGCGGAUCCGUGAGUGGUACUCGUACCACUUCCCAGAGUUGGUCAAAAUUGUUCCGGACAACUAUAUGUUCGCAAAAUCAGCAAAAUUCAUUAAGGACCGCAAGUCUUUGACUCAGGAUAAACUGGAGGAACUCGAGGAAAUCGUAAUGGACUCCUCCAAGGCUCAGGCUAUUAUUGACGCAGCCAAAAUGUCAAUGGGAAUGGACAUCUCCGUCGUGGAUCUGAUAAACAUUGAAAUGUUUGCCGAACGAGUAGUGAAGCUUUCAGAAUACCGAAAGAAGCUCUCCGAAUAUCUUCACAACAAGAUGAACAGCGUUGCACCAAAUUUGCAGUCUCUUAUCGGUGACCAAGUUGGAGCUCGUCUCAUCUCGCACGCCGGUUCUUUGACAAAUCUGGCCAAGUGUCCAUCGUCGACAGUACAAAUCCUUGGUGCAGAAAAGGCUCUUUUCAGGGCUUUGAAGACCAAGUCCAACACUCCAAAAUACGGUCUGCUGUACCACUCUUCCUUCAUUGGUCGAGCUGGCCUCAAGAACAAAGGAAGAAUUUCUCGCUUCCUGGCUAACAAAUGUUCGAUUGCAUCCCGCAUAGAUUGUUUCAUCGAGAAACCCACGAGUAUCUUUGGGGAAUCGUUAAAACAACAAGUCGAGGACAGACUUAAGUUCUACGAGUCUGGAGAGAUUCCUCGUAAGAACAUCGAAGUGAUGCAAGAGGCAAUCGGUUUGGCCGCCAAGGAAACACCUGUUGAGAUUGGUACCAAUGGCGAAGGCAAGAAGAAAAAGAAGAAGAGUAAGAAGAGGAAACUAGAGGAGGAAGAAGAAACUGCUACUACCAAUGGAAAUGGUAUAGCCGACGAAACGCUAGAAGCUGAAGCACUACAAAACGGCAAUGGUGACGUUGAGAAUGGAGAAAAGAAGAAAAAGAAAAAAAAGAAGAACAAGAAUAAGGAUGCUGAAGCUUAAUUAACUAUUUACUGAACUUUUACAAAUCCUUUUAUUGUAUUUUUAUUUUUUCUUAUAUUAGAUUUAAGUUUCAUAGACUAUAAACAAAAAAACACUAAUGUAUAAUAAGAGAUGUUUAGUUACUUUGGAUGGUGAAUAACGAUGAUAUGAGUACUUGAUUGAACAGUACUCAUUGAAGUUGAUGUAUCUAUAAGUUUUGAACUACUCCUUUAUUGUUUUGUAGAAACAAAGAAAAAACUAAUAAAAUUAAACUGACUACGGUUUAACCAAAAAAAAGUAUAAAACUAA